Molecule: messenger RNA, 2663 nt
Organism: Myotis lucifugus (little brown bat)
Lineage: Eukaryota; Metazoa; Chordata; Mammalia; Chiroptera; Vespertilionidae
Gene: G2E3
Product: G2/M-phase specific E3 ubiquitin protein ligase
Exons: 16
Coding region: 232-2349 (705 amino acids)
Cellular component (GO): nucleus
Molecular function (GO): ubiquitin-protein transferase activity
Source: RefSeq, a predicted model, not a curated record
UUCCGGGUUGCGGCCGGAAGUGGAGAUUUUGAAUCUUGCAGGCCGUUGGAUGGGGAUGUUGCUGUUGUUGCAGCGCGAGAACUGAAAAGUGGCCGGGCGCUUCUGGAACUUCUGGCCGCGCCGUGUCUCUGACCUGCUGGUCAUGGCUGGUUAGCAUUUUCGCCCAUUCGGCUCGCGUGCUGAAGCUUCGACAGUAGCUGUAGCCGAUUGCGAACGCGUUGCCACCGUAAAAUGAAUGAAAAUAAACCAAGUGACUCACGGACUCUCGCUUGUGUUUUCUGUCGAAAAAAUGAUGAUUGUCCUAAUAAAUAUGGAGAAAAGAAAAUUAAUGAGAAAUGGAAUCUCACUGUACAUUACUAUUGUUUGUUGAUGUCAAGUGGAAUUUGGCAAAGAGGUAAAGAAGAAGAAGGAGUUUAUGGUUUCCUGAUAGAAGACAUAAGAAAAGAAGUGAAUAGAGCUUCUAAACUGAAAUGCUGUGUUUGCAAGAAAAGUGGUGCUUCAAUUGGAUGUGUUGCACCUCGAUGUAAACGAAGUUAUCAUUUCCCAUGUGGACUUCAGAGAGAAUGUAUUUUCCAGUUCACUGGCAAUUUUGCGUCAUUUUGUUGGAACCAUCGACCUGUUCAAAUAAUUACACCUAAUAAUUAUAGAGAAUCCUUACCAUGCACCAUUUGCUUGGAAUUUAUUGAGCCUAUUCCAACUUAUAGCAUAUUACGAAGUCCUUGUUGUAAGAAUGCUUGGUUUCAUAGAGACUGUUUACAGGUUCAAGCAAUAAAUGCAGGAGUGUUUUUCUUUAGGUGCACAGUAUGCAAUAAUAGUGACAUAUUUCAGAAAGAGAUGUUGAGAAUGGGAAUUCAUAUUCCUGAAAAAGAUGCAUCUUGGGAAUUAGAAGAAAAUGCUUAUCAAGAGCUUCUGCAGCACUAUGAGCAUUGUGAUGUACGAAGAUGUCGUUGCAAGGAAGGGCGAGACUAUAAUGUGCCUAAUAGCAAAUGGGAAAUAAAGCGUUGUCAAUCUUGUGGUUCUAGUGGAACACAUUUAGCCUGUUCCUCACUACGAUCGUGGGAACAAAAUUGGGAGUGUUUGGACUGUAGAGGUAUUACCUACAACUCAGGGGGUUUCCAAAAAGCCAAAAAACAUACAUUACCCAACACUAACAAUGUUGGAAUAAAUGAUUGCUUGUUGGAAGAAUCGUCACCUAAAUUACCCAGACAGUCACCUGGAGCCCAACAAAAAGAUCUGCUGAGGCAAGGCAACAAAUUUAGGAGAGACAUUUCAACAAUAAUUAUAGAGCUAGGAUUUCAAAUUACUAAAAAAACAAAAAGAUUAUAUAUCAACAAAGCCGAUAUCUGGAAUAGUGCCUUAAAUGGAUUCAGAAAUCAAAAGUUUAAUCCUUCAUACACAAUUGAAGUUGCAUAUGUUAAUGAAAAUGAUAAUUUUGGAACAGAGCAUCCUGGAUCAAAGCAAGAAUUCCUAAGUCUUUUAAUGCAACAUCUUGAGAACUCACCAUUGUUUGAAGGGUCCUUGUCAAAGAACUUGUCCCUAAACUCUCAAGCUCUGAAAGAGAAUCAUUACUAUGAAGCUGGCAAAAUGCUUGCCAUUUCUUUGGCUCAUGGUGGUCCUUCACCUGGUUUUUUUUCUAAAACUUUGUUUAACUGCCUUGUUUUUGGACCAGAAAAUACCUUUCCAACUUUAGAUGAUGUUUCAGACUUUGAUGUGGCACAGAUUUUAAUCAGGAUAAAUAGUGCAACAAAUGUAGCUGACUUAAACUCAAUUAUGAAUGAAUGCUAUAACUACCUAGAGCUUAUUGGAUGUCUAAGAAUUAUAACAUCAUUAAGUGACAAAUAUUUAUUGGCAAAAGACAUACUUGCUUACCAUGUAAUUAAAAGAGUCCAAGCACCUUUUGAAAGUUUUAAGCAGGGUCUGAAAACUCUUGGAGUUUUGGAGAAAAUUCAGACUUAUCCAGAAGCAUUUUAUAGCAUCUUCUGUCAUAAACCUGAGAAUCUUUCUGCAAAAAUGCUUAGAGAUCUUUUUACAGUACACACAUGUGACGCACAGUCUUUGGGGUUUUGGAACAGUUACUUACAGGCUGUUGAGGAUGGUAAAUCUGCAACAACAUUGGAAGACAUUCUUAUUUUUGCAACUGGUUGCAAUUCCAUUCCACCUGCUGGAUUUAAACCCACUCCUUCAGUUGAGUGCCUUCAUAUGGAUUUUCCUGUUGGAAACAAGUGUAAUAACUGUUUAGCUCUUCCAAUCACCAAUACAUAUAAAGAAUUUCAAGAAAAAAUGGACUUUUCCAUAAGAAACACUUUAAGACUAGAAAAAGAAGAAAGCUCUCACUACAUUGGACAUUAAGAUGUUUUGAACAAAGAGAUGCUUCUUUAAAGCUGCUAUUGAUAUUUUUGUUUCAGAAAUCUGUCCAUUAUCACUUUUGAACAAACUUGUCAGCUUCUUGGUCCAAUAAAAUUUAUGAUGUGAAUAUUAAGGAAUGUUUUGGCCAUUUAAACUAAAAAAAAUUUUGUUAAGGUAUACCAUUUAAAGUUGAUGAUGUUUUUCUAUUUUGUUAGUAUACAUGCUUUAUAAUGUUCAAUAUAAAUUUUUUUAGAAUGGCUGUUAGACUUUCUUCAAGCAUAGUAGCAUGGUAUAUAUAAGAGAAAAACUUGUACUCA